UCAAAUAAAUUCAGGCUUGGUGAGCAGAAGAGACUUCUUUAUAAAAUAUUACUUUUUUUUUUACUCACUUGCAUAAAACAAAACAUUCAGUUCAGAUGUAUCCGUGAAGCACUUUUCACAAUGAAUAUAAUUUCCAUGAAACAUGUUGAAAUUAUAUAGAACUGUGCCAAACAAACCAACGUGGAACAAACAGACAAACCCGGGCUGGAACAACCUGGAAGUCAUGCAGUAGACUUACUUGAAAAAUAAUCUGUUAAUAAUAAACCAGUUUUAGAGUGCACUGUAUUAAUAUUACAAAUAAUAAUAAUAAUAAUAAUAAUAAUAAUAAUUAUUAUACUAGUUAUUAUUAUUAUUAUUAUUUUUAUUUUUAUUUUUAUUUUAUUUUUUUGUGGUGUGUUGGUAGCACAAUCCGAUAUUAGCAUUUGUUAGAACACUGACCCCAAAGUAACGAGUAUUUACAAGAAAGAGUUCAAGAGUUCCAGACAAACAAUGACACUUUAAACUGUUCUGAUACUUUAGUUAAUAUUUACAACAACAGCAUAUCUGGUUCUGUGAAACAUCGCAAAACAAAUAUUACUCACGUGUCGAGCAGAACCAAAGCAACCUCGGCGUCCGUUCUCAGGCAUUCCCGAUCUCUUAACGAUCUCCUAACGAAAGUUUUCCAGUAUUAGUCCUGCUCCAGAAACAGAUCUCGUCUGAUCAUAUCCCAUCGUUUACCUGUGACUGUCUUCGGACCUUUUUCUCUUUUUGUAAUGUCUCAGCCAUCUACAAUCUUUCUACAAAUUUCCCACUUUCUCAUUCUUCUUCUUCUUCUUCUUCUUUGGGUUUUAACGGCAGCUUGCAUCCUUGACGUUGCAUUACUCCACUUGCUCAUUCUCUCUCUCUUCCCCAUCAUGAACGUGCACACCCCAUCGCUGAUUGGCGGAAGUGUGUUGUGGCGCUCAGUGAUAUGUCCGAUCCACUUAGUUUUUUCCUUAUUUACAUAAUUAGGACUAUGCAUUUUUUUCCCCCCAGUGUACACACAGAACAUAAAGCAAGCAAAUAUUCAGCAGUGUUUCUCUGAAAUCGCUUUAAAGUAGUGCAUUUUAACUUAUAACCAGUAGAUCUUAUUUUUAUGCCAUAUGUUUCUGGUUCAGUUAAAAUGUAUUACUUUUUAUCUUAUUCAAAUAGCACUUUUGUUGAUUUUUGGCUUAGUCUUAGAUAUAUCUUUAGAGAUAACCUUUUAAACAAAGUCUGGCUUUCAACAAUGGAUAUUCUCUGUAUUCUCAAAUGAAUUAUAUUGAGAUGAGACUCAGAUUGUAGGCUACUAUUUUCCUGACAUUGAUCUGUCACAUUGUAUGUGCAAUGUGGUGACAUCUAAAUAAACCAGUUUUUUUCAAAACUGGCCAAGAAUAAAUAACAGUGGAAUUUAAAUUUGAUAACAAAUAAUGACCAAAUUACACACAGGUUUAAUACAUUGAGACUAAACAAAAGUAUUAGACUGUACAUCCACAUUCCAUGUAGUAUAAAAUCACACACAGACAAAACAUGCCAAAAAACAAAAAGAAGUGGCUUUUAUGUUGGGAUCAGGUUCAUCUUCAAAUUCAGAUUUAUACCCAGGUCUAAAUGUCACAUAAAAGUGUGUAGGGGACCUUACAUUCUAAAUCAAUGUCAUUCUUUUGCAUGGGAUCUUCUCUAUGAUUGGAAAUAGCUAUCUGAAGGAUUUUGCUCACAUUGAGCAGAAUCGAUACAAGCCAUUAUCGAGUCAACAGCACACAGACUCUUUGAAACAUUUCCGUUUUGUUGCUGAUGAACCGACUGAAAUGUUAGUAAAGUGAGAGUUUGGUUGAUAAGUCACUUUAAUAUCCAAAUAGCAGAAAAUGUACAAAUAAAAUGCACUGUAAAUGUAUUUGUAACUUGAUUCUUUGAAAGCUAUCAACCCAAAUGAAAUAUGGUUGAUUUUUUUUAAAUAGAAUUUUUUGUGAAAUGUUCAUUUUAAGUUAUUCACAGUUUUUAGUUAACAACAUACAGUAUUUGCUUAAGUAGGGAUUUAUGAAUUCUUUAAAGUAUGUAAUCCACAUUAUUUUGCAAGUAAACUAUUUUCUUUGAAUGUGAGAGACUUCCGACUCAAGUGUAGUAAACUGUUAACUAUUUGCAAUACAUACAAAUGUCUGUGACAAUACAUUAAAAUAAUGAGGAAAAACUACCAGCAUGAAAUAUGAUGACCCGGAAGCCUCGCACAUUCAAGUUACGAUGGCCACCCUCUCAUCUACAUUUAGAAAUAUAAACUGUAAAGUGUGGAGGUUUAUCCUAAUGUGCUGGAUUUUAUUACCUUCUUUGAUAUAACUGUUAAAAUAAUGUAUUUUCUGUAUAAGCCAAUCUUCUGCAUAUUCAAAACGAUUUUUUUAACAGUAUUUUUUAUUAAUUUUUAAUGUGUGUCUGUAUAUGUUUUUGUCUUUUUUCAUGAAUUCAAAAGACUAGUUCUGUGUUAUAUGUGAGUUUUAUCUGCUGUCUUUAAAAAUAAAAUGUAAAUCUUCUCAGAUGAAUUUGAAAUGUGAUUUUUGUCACUGGAAACUAUGACUUAAUGUGCAUACCAGGUUUACCUGUAGAAAACAAUUCUGGAAGUUGGUACCAGUCAUGAGUCAGAGGAUUUACCAAGGAAGUCGGGUUUACCCCUUUGUUGACUUAGGCCAAACUGAUGCUAAAAAUAAUAUCAUACAACUGCACUGAUGUGUCUGCCAUUUCACAACAACUGUUAGUUGGCCACCAGAAGGAUUCCAGGUCUUAAACUGUUAGCAGAAUAAAAGUAAAAACACUAUACAGUUCACACUUAAAAUAAUGAUAGAUCUAUUAUGUAUACCUAUAGCUAUAAAAUUUAGCUGCUUAUAAGUAAUGUGAAAAUAUUUAGGUCUGAUAUUGUUGUGAAUGAAUGCUGAAGCAUAUUCAUAAACUGCUGGUUAGGUUAUGAUUUUGAAGCUGUGUACACCUUGUGUGCAUUAUGGGGUCCUUAACGUGGAACUGUCUACAAACAGGAUGUGGGUAUGUGUUAAAGAAGUGAGACAAGGGGUGAAUACUAAAGUGGAACAAUGUGUAUAGACUAUGUGGAACAAAAACCUUUUUUUAUUUACCUAGUACAAUGUUAAAGUUAUUUCAGCUAUAUUUACACUUUGCCUAUACUUUGACGCUCAUGAUUAUUCACUUGCAAGGUGAAGCAGAAGUGUCUGACUAGCUGUGGUAAUAAGUCACAUUGGUUCAUGUUUGCUUCCUUCAUUGAAAGACCCGUAUCAGGCAUUGUUGUUAACUACAAUGGAAUUUAGGCUGCUGCUGACCUUCGUUCUUUCUACGCACAUCACAGGGUUCAGUGCUGAGAUCUCUGUGUUUGUGCAGACGGGAGCUUCUGUUCAACUGAAUAUACAGACACAACAACUACCAGAGUUUGAUGAUUUAUACUGGACAAAUGAUAAAUCAGAGAAUUUAGGUAAAUAUACAAAAGAAUCUAACAAAACAAAACUUCACUCUUCCUACAAGGACAGAGUGGAUUUUAAUGAUAAAACCUUCUCUGUAACACUGAAGAACAUGCAGAAGACAGACAGUGGACUCUACAGAGCAAGAGCAAGUGGAGAAUCAGAGAACGAUAUUGUUACAUACAGAGUAUCUGUUAUAGAUGCAGUGGAAGCUCCUGUCCUGACUGUAAACUCAAACUGGUCCAGCCCUGAGCCCUGUAUCUUUACAUGCAUUGCAAGUAACAUUACCGUCAGCUUUAUCUAUGAUAGUAGCAUCUGUUCUCCAGAGGAAGUGACAUCAUCUGAUAACUACACUCUAAGACUGAGCUGCAGUGGUGACUCCAUCAUGUGUAACUACAGCAACCCAGUGAGCUGGAAGACUGACAGAGAGAAGGUUAAUGAACUCUGCACUGUUAAUGAAGGAAAACAUGAAGCGUCUGUGUUUCCACUUUGGGUCAUUGCUAUUAUUAGUCUAUUCACAUUGGCGGCAGUGACCAGCUUCUGUAUUUACAAAGGAAAAAAAGGUGCCCAGAAGGAUGAACAAACAAUCUAUGCAGAAGUAGACGACAACAUCAAGCCACAAAAGUCACUGGAGAUUUUGGAGAAAUCAGAGAAUCCCCAGACAGUGAAUGAUACUGCAGGAGAUCCAGGACGAACUGAUGUUACCAUCCACACCCCACCUAACGACGGUCCUGUGAAACAGAGUUCAUCACUCACUGAGAAGAGCGAGUCAGGUGCACCAGUCACUAUCUACUGUUCCAUUCAGCAGCAACCAAAACCCCCCAAAACUGAAGCUGAAAACACUAUUUAUGCUGUGGUCAGUAAACAACCAGCCGGGUAUGAAUCUGCACAUCCACAAUCAGAAUAAAAGUGAAUAAAAAUAAUACAAGUUUUAAUAAAGCUGAACCCUUACAGUGAUUCAAAGUGAUUAAGGACUUCAUAUGUUCAGGAAGGCAGCAGCAUAUAUUCCAUGUGCAAUGUGUUCCCAUUGUAGUUGAUUUAGGAUGUGUUACAGAUAUUUGUAUAUGUAAAUUCUGUCUUUUUUUUAAAGCAGCAGUGAAUGUAUUUUUUAUUGUGAAAGUGUUGAAAUGUGGUUUCCUCACAUUCCUUACCACCUUUGCAAGCAACACCUGAAAACCACUUCCUGGAAGUAUUUGUCAAACUAAAGGGUAGCAGGGUCGUUUCAUUUGCCCAUUCGCCCCAAUUCCUCUGAAAAACACACAGUUUAAUAAUGAUUUUAAAAAAAGUAAUGAAUAUGAAAUCAAAAAUGUACUGUACAAAGCCACUUUGCACUAAAGGAAGUUAGGAUUAUUGGACUCAAGUCCAUGGAGUAUGUCAGUAACUGAUCAGGCAUCUGUGUACUGUAUCCAGUGUCAGCAGCAUCAGUGAUUAUAAUGGUGUAAUUUGCUUUUGAUGUGACACUUGCAUCUGGUGUAUCAGCCAUUAAGAGCUUGUCUCACUACUUUUAGUUAUACUGACCUCCAUUCAUACAAAUUUGAAUUCAGAACACAGGAAACACGUGUCAAUUUCGCUGCAUUCCAUAGUUCAAAUUUGGUGAACUUUGCCCUGAAAAUUCAGAAGAUCCGUGUGGCCUCUUAGCUGAAUUAAAAGAACAUCAACUUUAAAUCAGCAGAAUUGAAGCAUUGCAGUAAAGUGAUAGAUAUAAUAAUAAGAGAUUAUAUAUUUUUACAUCGUGGAUGUAUGUAGAAGUAUCUUUUUUUGGGGGCAGCUGUGGCCUAUUGGUUAGAGACUUGGACUAGUUAUCUGAAGGUCGCAGGUUCGAGUCUUGGUGCUGGCAGGAGUUGUAGGUGGGAGGGAGUGAAUGAACAGAGCUAUC
Molecule: messenger RNA, 5319 nt
Organism: Cyprinus carpio (common carp)
Lineage: Eukaryota; Metazoa; Chordata; Actinopteri; Cypriniformes; Cyprinidae
Product: CD48 antigen-like
Source: RefSeq, a predicted model, not a curated record